Messenger RNA from Macrosteles quadrilineatus (aster leafhopper), 603 nucleotides. Its product is annotated as 39S ribosomal protein L54, mitochondrial-like. Gene Ontology annotation, cellular component: mitochondrial large ribosomal subunit. The coding region runs from base 142 to 546 and encodes 134 amino acids. The transcript has 3 exons. The record is from RefSeq and is a predicted model, not a curated record. NCBI's taxonomy places the organism in Eukaryota, Metazoa, Arthropoda, Insecta, Hemiptera, Cicadellidae. Gene Ontology annotation, molecular function: structural constituent of ribosome.
UGUGAUUGUUUAUAACCUUUUUAACCUAUACUCCUCAAGUCUUCUCUUCAGCGUUUUCUGUACUUUCAGGUUAAUUGAUUAUUCUGUUCUACAAUAAACAAUUAAUUUCAUUGCAAAAUAAACACACACACACAAAUUAUAAUGAUCAGUGCUUCGUUUAUAGCCUCUCACUUGUGUUUAAGGACUAUACCUGGAAAUUUAUUUGUCAAGCAAUCUUAUGCUACUGGUGCAAUAGCCUCUCUGGGGAAAAGCAAAGGAAAGUUAAAGGGUAAAAUUGGAGCUGCCGCUGAAAAAGUCAAACUUCCAGUUGAAACUGAUGCAAAGAGAUUAGUUAAGUAUUUGUGCGGUAGUAACAUUCAGGCAGAAGGUGGUCAAGAAAUAGAACUAAAACCGGACAACGAAUAUCCUGAGUGGCUUUGGAAACUACACAUUGGUAAAAAUAAAAGUCUAGAGGAACUGGAUCCUAACACACUUGACUACUGGCAGAAGGUGAGAAGCCUGGCUAUUAGAAGGAAUCAUCGACUUAGUAAGCAAAGGAAGUUUUAAGAUCACAGGGUAGUUUAGUAAAGUGUUCAAUGUGUAUAUUAAAUAAUUAAAUACCUA